UAAUAUACACGAGAGGGAGCAGAAGAUAUUUCAGGAUUUUGGGAAUCACACGGAAUUACUACAAGGGAGCGUUCGCCCUUCAUGAAUCCCUCCCUCGCUUCUAUUCCAUUCCCUCUUCAACUAAAGCAUUCGAUUUCCCUCCUGCCUGCAGAUCGUGACCGUAUUGGAUGAAGGAUGCGCCGCUGUGCUCCAAGAGCGACUCCCCGCUGCAGUGCAUGUGUUAACGUUUGACUGAUCUGUCUAUGUAUGGGAUUUUUCACUCUCUGUGGAGAGACAAGGAGCUGAUAGCGUCCUGAGAGGGAAAACGUUAAAAGUUGGAGGAAUUAACUGAUUUAUGGACAGAAAAAAGGUCACUUGUAACUACUCUUUCUUGUCCCGUGGAUGAUUUUUUUCCCCAAUCCGGCGCUAAAGGCGCGAAAUGAUUCCUGUCACGUAGCGAAACAACCAGCUGUCCUGGAGCCCGCUGGAGUGAAUAGGUGCUCCGUGCACGUGAGAGAUAGCGCAGCGCGCGGACACCUGCAGUACAUGUAGCGGGAAUUCCCCUCGUAAACCGUCCGGAGAAGGUUUGGUCUACAUGAAGCAUCACCUUGACACAAUGACAGAGGAGGACACAGAGCAACAGAGGCAGCAUUCAUCUGAUAAAGAGGAUUUAUUUUCAUCACUGAUGCCCAAAAGUUCAUAAGGUACAUCGGAACUGGUUGGGUACAUUGCCUGUGUAUCAGACAAGAUGGACUCGCUUCAUUCCUUUCCAUACAUAAAGAAGCUGUCCCUCAAACUGAACACGGCCUGCCUGCCUCUGCCGCCUAACUUCAGAGGUGCAGACCUGUCAAUCACCGUUAUCACCGUCCAGUCAAAGCCAGGAGAAAAGGAGAGGGCAGGGCAUGGACUGGCUUGGCCGUUGCUAUGCAUGAGCGAGUGCCAUGGUGUCCAUGGAGACCAAGGGCUAUACUGACCUCCUGGAGACCAGCGAUGGGCAGGGGUCGGGACUUUUGGAGAGAGGGGAUGUGUCGGGGACUGAGGAGGGCUGGAGCGUCCCCUUACCCCUGGGCUUCCAGGUGUCCCUCACCACCGUGCUGAUGCUGGAGCUGGUGCUCGGCUUCAGCAGCAACCUGACCGUGCUGGUGCUCUACUGCGCCCAGUCCAACCUGGUUGACUCAGUCAGCAACAUGGUUACGGUCAGCUUGCACGUGCUGGACAUCCUGGUGUGUGUGCUGUGUCUGCCGCUGACCGUGGCGAUCAUCCUGCUCCCAGUGGACGGUAGUGGCGGGGGCAUCCUGGCUACGCUGUGCUGCUUCCAUGAGGCCUGCGUCACCUUCACCAGUGUGGCCACGGCCAUCAAUGUGCUGGUCAUCAGCCUGGACCGUUACGACAUCACCGUCCGUCCAGCCACGCGGCUACUGACCCCGCGACGUGCUGCACUCCUCCUGGCUGCCGUUUGGGCCAUAUCACUGGCCGUCUUCUUCCUGCCCUUCCUGGAGGGGGACUUCUUCUCAAUGGGGUCUGACGCGGAAGACAACGAGAUUGGAGGAGGGUUGGAGAUGGAGAUGGGGGAUCUGAUCCCUGAGUCUGAUUCUGAAGCCCCUACUGGACUUACCCCCACUGGGCAAAACCACACUGGGCUGACCCCCACUCCCUCCACCCCCUCUACUCCAUACUACUCCCACCCCCUGCCGCCAUUGAGGCAGAACCGGACACUGCUAUGUGUGGGUGGGCAGGGCUACCACACGGGCCUGGCCAUGUACUACCACCUCCUCCUGCAGGUACCCUGCUUCUUCAUCGCCGUGGUCGUCAUGUUGUUCACAUACUCCCGCAUCCUGCAGGCCCUCAACAUCCGCAUCGGCACCCACAUAAAGAGGGGCCCACGGGCCUCCAAUAAGGACUCAGGCUGCAGGAUCCGCAGGCGGAGACAAAGGAGGAAGGGACUGAGUCUGGCCACAGAGGGGAGAGGUUCCUCCAGCCAGAACCAACGCCUCACCCACCCACCCCUCAUCCCAUCCCCCAGCUCCCUCCCGCCCCUCUCCUCCAUGCCCCUGGUUACCUCUGACAGUGGGGCCACGGGGGUCACCAACACCACCGCCAACACCCCCAGCGCCACCACCCCAGCGACCCCUAACCCCACUGACGACAUCUCCCCCCCACCGGCGGCGGCAGACCGCCCAGGCGUCCAGGCUUCUGUGUCGGCCAUCAUCGCCCUGAGGAGGGCAGUGAGGCGCCACCGGGACCGGCGGGAGCGCCAGCGGAGAGUCUUCAAGAUGUCCCUGAUCAUCAUCUCCUCUUUCCUGGGCUGCUGGGCUCCUCUGUCCAUGGUGAACGUGUUGAUACUGUGCCUGGGCCCCAGCGAUGGCCUGGUACGUGUGAGGCUCUGCUUCCUGGCCAUGGCAUACGGCACCACCAUCUUCCACCCGCUGCUCUAUGCCUUCACCAGGCAAAAGCUGCGUAAAGCGCUGAAGACCCAUGUCAAGAAGAGGGUGGUGUCCCUGCUGCAGGUCGACCCGGCGCCCAACGGGGGAGCUGUUAUUCACAAUUCCUGGGUGCAGGGGGGUGGACAGAGGAAGGGACGCAAGCCCCGACUGGAGGGCAGUGACGCCACCAGUAACUGCCUAACAGUGGCUGUGAGAGAAUGAGAGGCAGUGCAGCUGUGUGUGUGCGUGCGUAUACAAGCGAGCUUGCAUGUGUAUAUGGGUGUACAGUGUGUGAUAGUUGACAAAGGUCACACUACAUCAUCAGCACCUCCCUCCAUCCAGAUGUGUGAUGAUGGCAGGUGGGCCCAGAGCUCUAAUUAACAUCAGACCUGCUCUGUGAUCUAUGUACACAGCUCUUCAUUAGUCCCCCAGUUAACGACAAGAUGGCCACUCCUUCUCCAUGGCAAUGCCAAGCUACAAAGCAAUAUGUGACAUCACCUGCGUUGCCGCAACCUUAGUUACUGUAGAUAUACAUCCCAGUAUAGGUACAGAGCAAAAAUAUCCACACACAUUGAUCAACCUGUUGUGAACACACAAUAUCUACCUGCACACAGAUCUCAAUGAGAGUCAAUAUCCAGUAACAGUUUAUCAUUUGAUUAGUCAUGCAUUAAAGGUGAAGUUUUAUUUUUUACAACCUUUUUUUACAACCUAUUUUUGAUGUACUGUAAAUGGCAUGUUAUAGAAGGGUCCUGACACAUUUUUUUGUGAUUUCAUGUUUGUUUGUUUUUACUUCCCCCAAACAGCAAAUUGCUUCCUCAUCCUCAUUGUUUAGUAUGAGGUCCCCGAAAAAAUAUGAACAAAGGCUCCAAAAACACCCAAAUAAAAUAAAAUGUUAUUUGUUGCAUAGACAUAUUUAGCAGAUGUUAUUGCGGGUGGAGCGAAAUGCUUUUGUUCCUAGCUCCAACAGUGCAAUAAUAACAAUACAUAAAAAUGCUAAUAAAUCCAAAAAGGUAAAAGAAUGAAAUUAAGAAAUAUAGAAAUAUUAGGACGAGCAAUGUCGGAGUCCAGAGU
This is a messenger RNA of Oncorhynchus keta (chum salmon), 3473 nucleotides long. RefSeq names its product G-protein coupled receptor 22-like. Lineage: Eukaryota; Metazoa; Chordata; Actinopteri; Salmoniformes; Salmonidae. Gene Ontology annotation, cellular component: membrane. Bases 921 to 2624 code for a protein of 567 amino acids. Gene Ontology annotation, molecular function: peptide binding; G protein-coupled receptor activity. The transcript is spliced from 3 exons. Gene Ontology annotation, biological process: G protein-coupled receptor signaling pathway. The record is from RefSeq and is a predicted model, not a curated record.